Messenger RNA from Talaromyces stipitatus ATCC 10500, 1051 nucleotides. RefSeq lists its product as uncharacterized. The record is from RefSeq and is a predicted model, not a curated record. NCBI's taxonomy places the organism in Eukaryota, Fungi, Ascomycota, Eurotiomycetes, Eurotiales, Trichocomaceae. The coding region runs from base 133 to 903 and encodes 256 amino acids. Gene Ontology annotation, cellular component: RNA polymerase III complex. Gene Ontology annotation, biological process: transcription by RNA polymerase III. The transcript has 3 exons.
AUCGAAAGAAAUUCUCCACCAAAUUAAUAUUUCGUCAGGUUUACAACAACAAACAUUCUCUGCAACACCAUUUUUAAAAUCUAUUUUAUUGCAAUGACAUGAGCAUUUAACUGAAACUCUAUUUAACGCAAAAUGUCUUUUGGUGGCGGAAGAGGCGCCAGAAAGCCACUGCCUCCAGGCUCGGAAUUCAACUGGCAAAAACUGCCUGGAGAACUUCCUGAUGGCGCCCCUACUCCUACAUUCCCACCAUAUGACACCCCCAAAGCCGAACCGUUAUCAAAACGUGAACGAGCCGAAGUUGACCAGUAUCGAGCGCUCAGAGAUCAUUUCCAAAACGGGCCUUAUUAUGCGGCUGUAAAUGCUGCCAGUACUUCUGCUAAGCAGGGGACCAAAGAGAGAGCGCAAUUCGAUCCGUUUCAUGGCAUGCCAUCGUACAGUGCUCGAUAUCAGAAAAGGAAAAGGACUGUGCCGAAGAUAGCUGGGAGAGAAUAUAUCGUACAUUUUUUCCCUCGAGAAUUGUGGCGCGUCGUACGGCCGGAUUACAAACCGGAUAGACCGGACACUCAGACAACGGGCACACGAUGGAAGCGAGUACAGGCCCAAUUUGAGGAUGUCGGAGACGAGGAUGUUGAAGAAGAUGAACAAGACCGCAAGCGACAGAAAGAGGAAGGUGAUGACGAGGAAGAGACUCAAGACGACGAUGGUAAAGACCUCGACGACGACGUUGAAAAGGAAGGAAGUGAAGAAGAUGACGAAUUACGAGAUGAUGAUUUCUCCGAGGACGACGACGAGAUGGGCGGUGAUUACAAUGCGGAACAGUACUUUGAUGCCGGUGACGAUGAUGGGGAUGGGGAUGGCUUUGCUGAUGGUGGCGGUGGAGGAGGAGAUGAAGAUUUCUUCUAGUAGCAAGCUGCGUUUCCUUUGCUACAAUAUCUUUGUGUAUAUAGGAUACCCAAGCGACGGCAUACAAUUCAUGGAGCGUUCAAGUGUAUAUCAAAUCUUGUUCGUGCAUGGCAUUGCGAUGCCCACGUAAAUUGACCAGCUUACAACU